UUUUAGGUUGGACUUUUAGGUUGGACUUUUAGGCUUUUACUCAAUUAGAAUUUUACUGGGUGACUUUCACUUUUACUUGAGUCCUUUUCUAUGAAUGCAUCUUUACUUUUACUGAAGUAUGACAAUUGGGUACUUUUUCCACCACUGAUUGAGGUAGAUAUGUACAUAUACUGUAUGUAGGGAUAAAGUGACUGGGCAAGAGGAUAGAUAAUAAACAGCAGCAGCAGUGUAAGUGAUGAGUCAAAAAAGGUUAGUGCAAAAAGGGUCAAUGCAGGUAGCUAUAUAGUUUACUAUUUAUAGUAACUAACUAUUUAGCAGUCUUACAGCUUGGGGGUAGAAGCUGUUCAGGGUUGUUUUGGUUCCAGAUUUGGUGCUUCGGAACCACUUGCCGUGCAGUUGCGGAGAGAACAGUCUAUAACUGGGGUGUCUAGUCUUUGAAAAAAAAAGAUUGUCUAAAAGACUCAUACAUACCAUAAAUGGAACUUCUACAAGAACCUCUAUCCAACCACAAACCUCUUCCUGCAAUACACACACAACCAGGAAAUGUACCCACUCAGAAGCACAACAAUUCUAGAGAAACUACAGUGAUUCUCAGUCUGCACCACAGUGUGUGCAGCUAAAUGGCAACAGCCAUGGAAUCAAUCAUUUGUUCAAUAUGUCUGGAUCUACUGAAGGAUCCAGUCACUAUUCCCUGUGGGCACAGUUACUGUAUGGGCUGUAUUAAGGACGGCUGGGAUCAAGAUGAUCAGAAGGGUGUCUACAGCUGCCCUCAGUGCAGACAGACCUUUAUCCCGAGGCCUGUUCUGAACAAAAGCACCCUGCUAGCAGAAUUGGUGGAGAAUCUGAAGGAGACAGGACUCCAAGCUGCUCCUCCUGCUCACUAUUAUGCUGGACCUGGAGAUGUGGCGUGUGAUGUCUGCACUGAGAGAAAACUCAAAUCUGUCAAGUCCUGUCUGGUGUGUCUGGUCUCUUACUGUGAGACUCACCUCCAGCCUCACUAUGAAUCUCCUGCCUUUAAGAAGCACACGCUGGUCAAAGCCUCCACACAACUAGAGGAGAAGAUCUGCUCUCGUCAUGACAAACUACUGGACAUGUACUGCCGUACUGAUCAGCAGUUUAUCUGUCUGCUGUGUGUGGUGGGUGAACAUAAAGGUCAUGAUACAGUCUCAGCUGAAUCAGAAAGGACUGAGAGACAGAGCCAGCUGGGGGAGAAACAACAGAAAUCCAAACAGAGAAUCCAGAAGAGAGAGAAAGAGAUACAGGAGGUGAGACAGGCUGUGAAGUCACUCAAGAACUCAGCACAAGCAGCAGUGGAAGACAGUGAGAAGAUCUUUACUGAGCUGAUCCACUCCAUUGAGAGAAGGUGGUCUGAGGUGAAGGAGCAGAUCAGAGCCCAGGAGGAGGCUGAAGUGAGUCGAGCUGAAAGACUCCUGAAGCAACUGGAGCAGGAGAUGUCUGAGCUCAGGAGGAGAGAAGCUGAGCUGGAGCAGCUCUCACACACAGAUGACAACCUCAAAUUCCUCCAGAGUUUCCAGUCUCUCUGUGUCUCUCCUGGAACUGAGGCCUUACCCUGCAUCACUGUCAACCAUCAUGUCUCCUUUGAGGAUGUUAAGAAAGCAGUUUCUGGACUGAAAAGUCAGGUUGAAAACAUCUGCUCUCUGGAAAUUGUCAACAUUUCUGUAAAAGUGACAAAAGUCCACAUUGUUCCACUUUCUGAGCCCCAUUACCCUCUGUCGUUUGGGAGGACUCAGUCUGGACUGUCAGUUGGAGGACUAGCAUCACGUAGGAAUGAAAGCACCUGUCCGGAGACAAGGCCUGAACCCAAGACCAGAGAGGAGUUCUUGGAAUAUUCCUGCCAGCUCACAUUGGAUCCCAACACAGCACAUAAAUACCUGUGUCUUUCUGAGGGGAACACAAAGGUGACAUGGAGUAAUACGGUCCAGUCCUAUCCUGACCAUCCAGACAGAUUUACCAACUGCCACCAGGUGUUGUGUAGAGAGGGUCUGUCCGGAGUCUGCUACUGGGAGGUAGACUGGAGUGGGAAAUGGGUUAAUAUAGCUGUCGCAUAUAAAGGCAUCCGCAGGAGGGGACCUGAGGAGUGGUUUAGAAACAGUAAUCAGGCCUACUGUUUGGAGUUUGCUGACACUAGCUGUUCCUUCUAUUACAAUAGUAAACGGACUGUCAUAACUGUUCCCUUCUCCAGCAGAGUAGGAGUGUACCUGGACCACAGGGCAGGAACUCUGUCUUUCUACAGUGUCUCUGACACAAUGACCCUCCUCCACAGAGUCCAGAACACAUUCACUCAGCCCCUCUAUCCUGUUUUUUUUGUCUUUCAUGGAUCUGUGAAGAUACUGACGCCGACACAGUGAUUCACUUUGAUAAGAAUACAGACAGGCUAUACAUGACAUGUUCAAGUAAGAUUUUAAAAUCACUGAUCCAUAUUAAACAUCCCAGUCCUUCUAAAAUGUGGACCACAGACUCUGAGACAAGUCAUGCAAGACAUACUAGUAGGGUUGACAUUUUGAUUCUAAUUUUGUCACUAAACAUAUACUACCGUUCAAAAGUUUGGGGUCACUUAGAAAUGUCCUUGUUUUUUAAAGAAAAGCAAU
Salmo salar (Atlantic salmon) is the source of this 2609-nucleotide messenger RNA. Lineage: Eukaryota; Metazoa; Chordata; Actinopteri; Salmoniformes; Salmonidae. The record is from RefSeq and is a predicted model, not a curated record.